Molecule: messenger RNA, 651 nt
Organism: Phytophthora sojae
Lineage: Eukaryota; Oomycota; Peronosporomycetes; Peronosporales; Peronosporaceae
Exons: 3
Coding region: 1-651 (216 amino acids)
Source: RefSeq, a predicted model, not a curated record
AUGAGCGACCGCGGCACGAAAACUGGCCUAUAUCCGCUCGCGCUGUGCUCGGCGGCGUUCAGCUCGGCGUACGCGGCGAAGAUGAGCUCUCCGGGCGGACCGGAAGUGGACCAAGAGUCGCCGGAGCGCCUGGCGGUGGUGCUGUACGCACUAGCGACGGGGUGGAGAUGUAAGAACGCGAGCAUCGCCGACUCGGGCAAGAGGGAACGGCGUGGGAUCAGCAGGCGCAGACGCGCGGGCAGCGCGAGGACGAGCUACAUUCAAGUGGUGCGGGAGGAGAGCGCUUCGGGCGAGACUUUGACUGCGGGGCCCCUGGAUGUAGUGCAGCAGGAGCAGGAGGACGUCGAAGGUGAUGAAGCUGGAGGAGGAGCAGGCAGACCACAUCCCCGAGGAGACGACGAAGGAGAAGACCGAGAAGGCCGCGACGAAGGAAGAGGCUCUUGCGACAGCAGCAAGGCGGCCGGCUUGUCCGCGGAUGCCAACGGCGCUGUGAAUGUCUUGGGUACGGCUGGGCGUUCCGCCCGCUUGAAGCGAUGUCCGCCGACCAAGACGACGGAGUCGAUGCCGACCAAAGUGGCGAGCGCAGUGACCAGCGAGGACGUGAGCGGUGACGCGACCCGCAGCGCGCUACUACACCUGGACGCCCACUGA